AUGAAUAUCCCUAGAAAAGGCCAGGAUGGCAUACACAACGCAGAUCGCAGGGCGAGGGAACUAUAUCGCUACUAUCAGCCUGCUUCCCAAGAGCCGGUUCCGUCUUGGCUUCCGAACGAUGGAUUUCCUUUUUCUGCAAUUUCAGGCAAUACAAUCACUCCACCGAUCUCCGAAGGCUCGAUGCCUUCGCACGGUAGUGCAGGUUCCCGACCAGCGACCGCAAUUGGCUCAGAAGCUCUCGUCCUAGGCACCUCCAACAGUACCAUGACGUCAUUUGCUCAAUUGGCGGCCUUACGAUUAAAUGUUGAACGCGUGCUUAUAUGUGUGUUGGAUCAUGACACACAACACAUCAUUGCCGAAUCUACAAAAUCUCUCAAUUUGAACAAUCCGUCAAUUCACGAUGACAACGAUAAUGUCUGGUUGGGAGCACCCGACACCCGCAAAACAUGGAGUGUGUGUAAGGACACUGUUUCAUUGCCCCCCAACGACCGUGAGAAUGCAGACUACCAAUUUCUGGUUGUGAACGACAUGAGCGAAAAUUAUCGCUACAAAGACCUUUCCUUCGUUGAGAAGGACCCCAAUUUCCGCUUUUUCGCGGGAACACCCUUGACAACCGAAAAGAACAUCAAUUUGGGUUGUUUUUUCGUGUUGGACAAAAAACCUAGAGAUGGUUUGACACCGCUAGAGAAAGAUGUGCUGGGAUCUCUAUCGACGCUCGUGGUGGACUACUUGAAGGUUUGCAGACAGGCUUCCGAAGGACGCCGGGCCGCGCGCCUUUCCCGCGGGCUCAGCUAUUUCGUUGAAGGAAGUUCUAGUUUCGUGGAUAGUAUCGACCGGUCGCGCACGAACAGCGUCCGUAUUCCGUCAACAACUCCGCCAUCUUCAUACAAUCGACUGAGUGCCUCUGGUGACUCCCAUGGUUCCCGUCGAAAUCGCUCAGUAAACGCAUCGCAAGCGGCAUCCAAUAGUCCACCGAGUGGUCGAUCACUCAGUACCGACGCGUGUUCCUUCAGCUCUGUCCCGUCCGAUCUAAAAUUGGACUACGAUUCAAAAAUGGGCAGUAGCUCAAGAUUGGACAGUGGUGGUUCAAAAUUAGACAGCGGCUCGAAAGUAGAAUCGGGUACUGUAGAGAGCUCUCUGCCAGAAUGGCUGACAAGCAGUAGCCGAAAUCGACUACCACCCGAUGAUUCGCAAGGCAACUCUUGGUGCUUCCGCAGGGCGGCCAACUUACUUCGUGAGAGUCUUGAGCUGAAUGGCGACAGUGGCGUCAUUUUCCUGGAGACUAACAAUAACCCGUUGAUGGAUGCCGAUAUGGGGAGUGAUUGUUCCGACACAGGCGGGCCUGCAUCUGUUCUGUCAGCUUCCACAAAUGACGAACCAUUUGCUCCUCAGGCAGGUUCGAUGGCCACAUGCGCCGCGGCCAACUUGGACCGAUCCUUCCUGCAAUUGCUGCUUCGACGCUACCCCAAAGGAAAGCUAUGGUCUUUCCAUCGCGAUGGACUCAUCUCAACAUCAGAUGAUGACGACCAAGAACCCCAAGACAAGGCCCCUCUUGGCACCAGUGUCACUAGUCGAUCGCCACCCAAUGGCGCACAGACUUCUAAACCCGCGCGAAAACGGCGAAAAGCUGCGGAGAAUUUAGUACUCAACAAGUAUUUCCCAAAUGCUGCGCAAAUUAUGUUUGUGCCUUUGUGGAAUGCUGUUUCUUCGCAAUGGUUUGGAGGGUGCUUCUGCUGGAGCACAAUUGAGACGCAGGUGUUUACCACCUCAGUUGAGCUCAGUUCAGUGCUUGGGUUUUCAUCGUCCAUCAUGGCCGAAUAUAGCCGCGUUGAAUCUCUCAUCGCGGAUCGCCAGAAGGGUGAUUUCAUUGGUAGUAUCUCACAUGAACUCCGUAGCCCCCUUCAUGGCAUUUUGGCCGCUGCCGAGUUUUUGAACAGCACGCAUCUCAAUGAAUUCCAGGACUCAUUGCUUGAGACUGUCAAUUCCUGUGGCCGGACAUUGCUGGACACAAUGAACCAGGUACUAGACUUCAGCAAAGUAGUAUCUUUGGAACGCACAUGGCGGUCAAUGAAACGCAAAAAAGAGUCACCGCUCGACUACAAAGGAUCAGACAAGCUGGCACAUCACCUGGAUACGUUGGUGGCUACUGAUGUCGCAAUUCUCGCCGAGGAAGUUGUCGAAGGCAUCUGUCUUGGCCAUGUGUACGGCCAGAGCUCUACAGCUUCAGCCGAUCUGCCUGUAUUGAUGCCACAUCAAACAAAAUCGCAGAAUCAGCGCUCCAAUGUCGAAGUUGUUAUCGACGUUUCGUUCCAGGAUUGGGUUUAUCGGACUCAGCCAGGCGCUUUGCGGCGCAUCAUUAUGAAUGUUUUUGGAAAUGCUAUGAAAUAUACAGAAUCUGGCCGUGUCACUUUAUCCCUGGCAGCAUCUAGUCAAUCCGAAGGAAGAUCUCGGCGUCAAGGCCUUGAAGACUUGGUCACGUUGACAGUAACCGACACGGGUAAAGGUAUAUCGGAAGAGUUUUUGCGCGGCAAGCUUUACACGCCCUUCGCCCAGGAAGACGCUCUGGCUGUGGGUACUGGACUGGGAUUGUCAAUCGUUCGCAGUUUGGUUAAGGCUCUGAAUGGAAACAUUCGAAUUCGCAGUCGUCCUGGGGAGGGUACUGUCGUACGGGUAUCCGUCCCCCUCGAACGGCCUGUGGGCAAGGAAAGCCCGGUAAUCGAACCAUCUGGACAGCUCAUCCAACAGAGAGAGACCUUGACCCAAACUCUUUUACUACGCGAGGGAUACCCUGGUAAACGAGUCUCCAUCUGGGGCGCUAACCCAACCGACGUGACUGCCGACUCUAACUGGUCUGAAAUUGCUCGAUACCUUUCAGACUGGUAUGAUAUGGAGAUCGUUGCGUGGACACCAGACGCACAGGUUGAUCUUGUGCUUAUGGAUGAGACUGAUUUACCCGACUUCCGCACCAUUGCACCCUCAGCCACUUUGCCUGCUCUUCUCGUCCUAUGCCACAAGUCGGUAGAUUACACCAUAGCGAAAUCCGAGUGGUUACCUCUUGCUUCCUCCGUGAACAUCAUCCGACGUCCCUGUGGACCACAUAAAUUAGCCCGAAGCGUAAUGAGGUGCCUGACCCACAGCCGAUCGAGAUCCGCGACACCGGCUUCCGCUCUGCAACCACAUAAUCUACCGCUCAGGACCUCCUCAUUGCCAUCCUCACCUGCUUCAUCUUUCAUACCCUCCCGUGAUAUCCCUAGUGGCCCAGAUCUGGACUGUUACGGAGUCCGCCCCAUGACGAUAUCACCACUGCAACAACCAUCGCCUAUCACCGCAUUGCCCGAAGAGAUUUCAGAAGCACCUUUACCAGCACCACUGGUUGAGGGCAUAGCCACCUCCGCGCGACUGGCACGAGUACUUGUUGUUGAUGACAAUCAAAUAAACCUCAACCUGAUGAUGACAUUCCUCAAAAAGCGCCAGCUGACUGAGCUGGACGCUGCUGAGAAUGGAAAACUGGCUGUUGAGGCAGUCGAGCGCAUGCAGAGUGGUUAUGAUAUCAUCUUCAUGGACAUGUCAAUGCCUGUCAUGAAUGGUUUCGAGGCCACUCGUGCUAUACGCUCGCUGGAGAAGGAUACGGAUGGCCGCACUCCGGCUAUCAUCAUUGCCUUGACUGGACUCAGCAGCUCUCGCGAUGAGUCGGAUGCUAUGGCGUCUGGUGUCGACUUAUUCCUCACCAAACCGGUCUCUUUUAGAGAAGUAUCGCGGCUACUAGGCGAAUGGGAAAGGGAUCAGAUGGUAACAGAACGGAAGUUGGCUUGUUGA
This is a messenger RNA of Penicillium vulpinum, 3816 nucleotides long. RefSeq lists its product as uncharacterized. The record is from RefSeq and is a predicted model, not a curated record. Gene Ontology annotation, molecular function: phosphorelay sensor kinase activity; histidine phosphotransfer kinase activity. NCBI's taxonomy places the organism in Eukaryota, Fungi, Ascomycota, Eurotiomycetes, Eurotiales, Aspergillaceae. Bases 1 to 3816 code for a protein of 1271 amino acids. The transcript has 3 exons. Gene Ontology annotation, biological process: protein autophosphorylation; phosphorelay signal transduction system.